Messenger RNA from Capsella rubella, 1522 nucleotides. Its product is annotated as RING-H2 finger protein ATL16. Gene Ontology annotation, biological process: protein ubiquitination. Lineage: Eukaryota; Viridiplantae; Streptophyta; Magnoliopsida; Brassicales; Brassicaceae. The transcript has a single exon. Gene Ontology annotation, molecular function: transferase activity. Bases 158 to 1282 code for a protein of 374 amino acids. The record is from RefSeq and is a predicted model, not a curated record.
CACCGAACUUUCAUUUUACUCCAUCUCUGUUUCCUUCUCUCAACCAAUCUCUCUCUCUCUCUCUCUUUCUCUCUUUCUUGAUUCUUCAAGAUCUUUCAGAGUUGUUAACUCUUUCAUUCUCCAUUAGAGGAUGAGCUUGUUCAUAUAGUUAAGUCAAAUGGAUCUAUCAAGCCGUCACAACCUCCUCCGGGAUCUAAGCUUUUCACCGCCGCCACCACCACCGCCACCUAUAUUUCACCGUGCGAGUUCGACAGGGACAAGUUUCCCGAUCUUAGCCGUUGCGGUGAUCGGAAUCUUGGCCACAGCAUUCUUACUUGUAAGCUAUUAUGUUUUCGUUAUCAAAUGUUGUCUGAAUUGGCACAGAAUCGACAUUCUUCGACGGUUCUCUUUGUCUCGACGGCGACACAACAACCAAGAUCCUUUGAUGGUUUACUCUCCGGAGUUGAGAAACCGCGGUCUUGAUGAAUCUGUCAUUAGAGCAAUCCCAAUCUUUAAAUUCAAGAAGAGAGAUGACCAAAACGACGGCGUUUUUAGAGGGGAAGAAGAAGAGAAGAGUUGUCAAGAAUGCUCUGUUUGUUUGAAUGAGUUUCAAGAUGAGGAGAAGUUGAGGAUUAUACCAAAUUGUUCUCAUUUGUUUCAUAUCGAUUGUAUCGAUGUUUGGCUUCAGAACUAUGCCAAUUGCCCUUUGUGUAGAGCUAGGGUUUCUUCUGACACAAGUUUCCCACCCGAUCGGGUUUCUGCGCCGAGCACUUCUCCCGAGAACCCGAUCGUCUUAAGAGGUGGUGAGAACGAGUAUGUGAUCAUUGAGAUGGGAAAUAGCAUUGCUAGUAACAGAGAUAGUCCAAGAAACAGAAGGUUACUUAUGGAACAAGAAAGGUCAAACUCAGGUCACCUACUGACCGAAGAAGCACAAAAUCAGAUCAGUCCAUCUCCGAAGAAGCUUGACCGCGGAGGGCUUCCGAGAAAAUUCCGAAAGCUUCAGAAGAUGACAAGUAUGGGAGACGAGUGUAUCGACACAAGAAGAGGAAUAGAUGAUCAGUUUGGUAGUAUUCAGCCCAUUAGAAGAUCAAUGUCAAUGGAUUCAUCAGCCGAUCGACAACUUUACCUGUCGGUUCAAGAGGCGAUUCGGAAGAACCGGGAAGUUCCGGUGGCCGGAGACGGAGGAGGAUGUAGCAGUAGUAGCAAUGUUAGUAACAACAAAGUGAAGAGAUCUUUCUUCUCGUUUGGGAGCAGUAGGCGUUCUAGAAGUUCGUCUAUAUUGCCUCUUUAUUUUGAACCGUAAUGGACGGCUUUGCUUAUUUGUUUUUAUUUUCUUUGUUUCUUUCUACAUUUGUUUUUUUAUUAUUUUAUAUUUUCAGUAUUUUUGAGAUUAGAGAUUUUUUAUUAUUUGGUCGGUGAGGUAGGCAAGACAUAUAGGUGUGUCUAGAUUUAGAAGUCAAAAAAGGUUUGAGUUGUAUGUAUGACAGAACAGAAAUUAUUGGACUUUAUAAGUUUGAAAAAACUCACAAAACUUUAUUUUGAA